UGCGCAGAACAAUUUUCCCACUUUGGCUACGUUUCUCCCUUUUGGCCUGACGUCAUUACAGGCGGCUCGUAAAUGUUUCCUAAAAACUACAAAUCCCAGCAGCUUCUGAUAAAGGUUCUUUCCCAAUAGCGGCUGAAUUGGUGCAAAGCUCAUUUCUCCCAUUCUUUUUCUUUAGUGAGAGUUUGUGACGCUUGGAAUUCAUAUUCUCACGUGUGAGCAGCUGUUCAGCUUCACCCUCGGGCUCUCUGCGUAUGAAAGGAGAGGCUGUGGUGCAUAAUGCCAGGAAGUGGAGAAGUUAUGAAGCACCUUAAUGUUUGAAACGGCUUCACGGCCUGCUCGCUGCAAGGUGGUUCUAAAAUUUUUCAUCAAGGUGGAAAGCCAGAUUCCAUAGACAAUGAGCCAUAAUGGAUCCCAGCAGUGAUUACCACUUGCUCAGUGAUGUUCUGGGAAAAACAGUUAAAAUCACACUGAAAUGUGGUAUAUUCCAGGGAGUGCUGCAACAUGUGGAUUCCAACCAAAGUAUCUUUAUAAACAGAGUUAAGAACUUGGAAAAUGGCAGAUGUAUUCCAGGAGUAAAGAUGUUUUUUGGUCAUGAAAUUGUGAAUGUGCAGUUGCUUGAUGAAUCAAAGAAAUGUGAUGCAGAAGGAAUGGAAACUCCUACCAGCAGAGAAAAUCCAGCUACUAGAAUGGCUGCUGACAGAGAAGAACCACUGAAAGAGAACAUUCAGGGAUCUAAUGCUGCUUCCCAAGAGAUGAAGCAGCUCAGUCUAUGUCACUUUAAAUCUACCUGUUCAGAUGAAGACACAGAGGAGGCUAUAGAAUACAUUGUAAUUGAUCAGUUCCAAAGGAAAUUUGGUUCUGCUAUGAUGCACAUCAAAAAGCAAAAUGUUUGUGCUAUAGCAGCAGAGGGUGUCAGUCUGUGCCGUCAUGGAAAACUGUCUUGGCUGCAGGUAGCAACAAAGAGCCAUGUUUUUUUAUUUGACAUUUUCCUCCUGGGACCUCAAGUGUUUAAGAACGGCCUCCAAAUGAUACUGGAAGACAGGAACAUUUUGAAAGUUAUUCAUGACUGCCGGUGGCUUUCUGAUUGCCUUUCUCAUCAGUAUGGAAUUAUGCUGUCCAAUGUCUUUGAUACACAGGUUGCUGAUGUCUUGUACUUUUCAAUGGAAACGGGUGGUUUCCUUCCACACUGUAUUUGCACUCUACAAGAAUGCUUGAUGCAUCACCUGGGACUGCCUUACAAACAAGUUUCUUUUAUGGCACAAAGGCAGCAUGCAGUUGAGAGAAACCCUGAGGUGUGGUUUGUAAGACCCCUUCCACCUGCAUUGCUGAGUGUGUUGGCUCUGGAAACAUUUUACCUUCUUCCUCUUCGUAUGAUGCUCCUGGAUGAAAUUAUGUCUGAUCUAACAGCUUUGGUUGAUGGAUACCUAAACGCAUUUCGAGAAGGGUCUGCAGACCCACUAGGGAGCACAGAGUUCUCUUGCACAGAGCUACCACAAGAGUUACGGCAGUUGGCAGAUUUCCAGAAGCUACGAAGAGAAAAGGCUUUGCAGACGUUUCAGCAGAAUGAAGAAGGCCUCCUCAUCAGAAAACAAAUGGGGACUAUGGAAAGAAUGACAGCAAGAAAGGAAGCAAACCAAAGAGAGAGCACUGGCUUAAUUCCUUCAAAUAGGGCUGCAUAUCUUACCACAUCCAGUGUCAGCCCUGUCCAUUUCUUGGGUCCAGUUGGUCAGGACAACUCUGUAAAAGAAAAGUGGAAGAAAAAUAACUGGGAUAGUCAUAGCACAACAGCUGGGGAUAGUAAUGUCAGCUCUGAAAUAGAAACAAUGUAUUCUGUCAGCUGUGAGCAAUUCCAGAGGCAAUGUUGUAAAUCUGUGUCAGAAGAAAUUGAGGCAAGGGAAAAAGAAUAGUCUACAAAAUUCAAUCUACAAAGAAAGGCUGAUGAGAUUUUAAAAGAGGAAACCAAACCAUCAAGAGACUCAAGGAUGAAGAUAUACCAAAUGGUGCAGUUUCUGCCUCUUUGUUUCAGAAAGUGAAUAGUUCUCAGAUUUCAUUUCAAGGUGGAAGAUUCCCCUCACCUUCUGUAGAACAAUUUCACCAAGCGCCAUCAAACACAGCACAGAGUCAGAACCUCCCGCUCCUCAAGUAACUCGAGGCUGUACUUUGGAGCCUCUCACAGGACUGAAAGGAAAGGCAGGUAACAUGGUGAUUAAUUUUUCCUUACCAUCAGAAUUUAGCUGCCAUGUCCCUGGCCCAAGUCUAGUAGGAAAAUAGUUCCUGCUAUUUUUGUCAUCAUUUAUGGAUUGUGAACCGUAUUUCAAUACUUUCUUUAUCAGAACAAAGAUCCUGAAGUGGGAGUGGGGUCAUGGCUGCUGUGCACAGUUUUCUUAUACAAAUGUGAUGGGUGUUACUGGUUUGUUGGAAGUUUUAGUUGGGUAGCAAAGUGCUCAAAGGCCUAUAAUACAGCAUAGCCAUAUGGUCAGUUUGUGCUAGCAGUGAACAGUGUUACACAUGGAACUUCUUUAUCUUUGUAAAACUAAUUAGUUCUUUAUUAUAAGGAACUCCAUUCUAGACAGGAUAAAAUAGAUGAAGAUUCCUAAUAUAUUCUAACUAGCUAAGAUAGAGAUAGAGAAGGCAUGUCCUGCUCACAUGGUGCCAAGAUGCAGAAGGGCAGAGUGAUGUGGAGAGAAAGUCUUAAAAGCAGAAGGAAGUUUCCUGAAGUAUAGCAAUCUACACAUCAAAGGGGUAGCAACAGAGAGUAGUAAAAGGAAAGGUGAUCAGUGUUCCCCCCGCAAGUCUGAGGCUAAUAAGAGACAGCAUAAAAGUCCUUCGCUUCCAACAGUUGUACUACUGUGGACUGAGAUCUAUUUUCAAAUCAUUCCAACGAGCCUCUAGUCUUUGAUAAUAGAAUAUUCCUGAAUGCUCAAUGAAGACUAAAGUUUGUGGUGUUUCAGUAAUGUUAAUUGUAUGAAAGGCAAAAGUUCUGAACCCUUGGUUAGUUGGUGGUGGCAUGUUAGAUGCAUUAUUUUUUAUAAUCUUGGAAGUACAAUCACUCAGUUAUCAAAAUAUUUUACUUAUUUGGGAGGCUGUAAAUUAACCACAGAGUGGCUGCUUUUUCUUGCACAAUAUUUUCUGUAUUUGGAACAGGAAUGUUUUCCAUUCUGGACUCCGAAAUUGCCUCUAGGGCAAAGAAGCAAUUUAUUUCUUGAUGGACCCAUAAAUAACAAUAUUAUUUCUACAGCAUAUUCUUAUAUAAAGGGAGUUGUAAGUUACAUUUUGUAGAGAAACAUUUACAACUCUGUCCUCGUCAUCUUUACUCCAAAGGAAGUUUAAUUGAUCUCAAUAGGACAUAUGUCUAAAUAUGUAGGUUUAGAGCUAUAGCCUUAAUUAUAUUAAAUAUAAAGUUUUUCAUUUGUCUUUUCAAAACAAGUGUGAGCCACACUAUUGGAAUUCAGUCUUGAUCAACUGUGUUCUAAAUUUCAAAAAAUAACUUUGUAUACCUUAAUUUUAACAUGUAUGAAGGCCUAUGAACAAAAGUGGAAAUCUUAAAUACACUUUGGAAGUACUUCCUAAUGAAGAAUACAGGAAUUACUUUGAAAUGAGAUUUCAAAAUCAAAGAGCAAAGCAUUCUUUAUUUGAACAAGUCCACUUAUUUUUAAACGCAGUUAAUUGUAUUUUAGUUCAUUAUUUUAAAUAUUCUCUUUAAAGGGCUGCAAUGCUUUAUGCUUAAAAUUAUUAAAAUUCUUUGUCACAUAGAAAAA
This is a messenger RNA of Heteronotia binoei (common prickly gecko), 3758 nucleotides long. RefSeq names its product exonuclease 3'-5' domain containing 1 (gene EXD1). Lineage: Eukaryota; Metazoa; Chordata; Lepidosauria; Squamata; Gekkonidae. Gene Ontology annotation, biological process: nucleobase-containing compound metabolic process. The record is from RefSeq and is a predicted model, not a curated record. The transcript is spliced from 12 exons. Gene Ontology annotation, molecular function: 3'-5' exonuclease activity; nucleic acid binding. The coding region runs from base 405 to 1907 and encodes 500 amino acids.